Molecule: messenger RNA, 207 nt
Organism: Dictyostelium discoideum AX4
Lineage: Eukaryota; Evosea; Eumycetozoa; Dictyosteliales; Dictyosteliaceae
Exons: 1
Coding region: 1-207 (68 amino acids)
Source: RefSeq, a predicted model, not a curated record
AUGGAUAUAAAUAAAAAUGAAAUUAAUUUAAACCGUCAAUUUUCUAGACAUGUUCCUGAUGAGUGGGAUUUCUUUGAAAAUUCCCCCGGCGAAAAUAAUUUUUUGGAAAAUAAAUCACAAAUUAGAGGAAUUUUUUUUUUUUUUUUUUUUUUUUUUUUUUUUAUUUUAUUAAUAUUGGAUUUAAUUAUAAUAAUAGGAGAAUUAUAA